Tetrahymena thermophila SB210 is the source of this 1947-nucleotide messenger RNA. Its product is annotated as kinase domain protein. The record is from RefSeq and is a predicted model, not a curated record. Lineage: Eukaryota; Ciliophora; Oligohymenophorea; Hymenostomatida; Tetrahymenidae. The transcript has a single exon. Gene Ontology annotation, biological process: peptidyl-threonine phosphorylation; peptidyl-serine phosphorylation. Gene Ontology annotation, molecular function: ATP binding; protein serine/threonine kinase activity.
AUGAGAAAAAAUUAGGAUAACGAAGCUGAAGAUAACAUUUAUCUUUAAUAUUAAAGUGUUGACAUAUCAAAGAAAUGUGUUAAAUUAGAAAAUUGUGGUGAAGGUGGAUUUGGAACUGUUGAUGCAUAUUAUGACAAUAAUCUAUAAAAAGUAAUAGCGGUUAAGACAGUAAGCAGAAAGACAACUUAUCUUUAAGAAAAACGAAGGCUUAUCAAUUUAAAAAAAUAACAAUUAGAUUUUGUUAAUAAUUUAAUUGGAUUUUGUGAUCAAGAGAGAAUACUGGUCUUUGAAUUAGGAGAAGCUACUCUAUUAGAAAUAGAUGAUAUGUUUUAAGAUGACGGAUAUACAUGGAGAGAGAUUGAUUUAAUUUAUAUAGCUUGGAAUUUACUGGUUGGACUAAAAUAUCUUAGAGAAAUAAAGAGUUUUCAUGGUGAUAUAUCUCCGAAUAAUAUAAUGUUUUUCAUGGAGAAAGUAAAAUACAUUGAUUUAGGUUCUUCAGAAAUCAAUAAAAACAACCAAUAUUUGCAAUAGUACAAAAUAGAAUUUGUAAAUCAUGAAAUUAGAAAAAACAAAGCUAAUUUCAAAUAUAGUGAUGAAUAAAUUACUUAAAAUGAAAUUUUUGCACUAGGAAAAACUUUGCUGUAUCUUGCUCUUUAUAAUGAUAAUGAUAAAAACCAUUUUAUAAUGGAUGUAGACAAGAAAUCACAAAAAUAAUUAAUUGAAAUGUAAAAAGCUCAUUUUUAUGAACUUGUAGCUAAUGACAGUCUAUCAAAUAGCUAUCCUUAGCUUAAAAAUUUGAUAAUUAAAAUGAUGUAUCCUUUUGAUAUUGAUUUAAAUGACAUAGAUUAAAAUUUAAGUUAAUCAGAAGACAAGGAAGAUUCAAUUAAAUUCAAAGAGCCAUUAAAGGUUAAAAAGUUAAAAAAAGAUGAAUCAAUUAUUGAGAGGAAAGAAAGCAACAAAAGAUUUUAAAAGGUUUAAGGUUAAAUGAGUGUAGAAGAAGAAGGAGAAGAUUAAGAAGAAUAAAAAAUAGAAUUUAAUUAAAAAACUAUAGAAAUUUAAACUCAUGAAAAUAAUAACUAAACAGUAGAGCUAGGUACAGUGUAAUUAAAAACAUAAGGAGAUAAAAUGGAAUACGAAGAAGAUUAGGAUUUAAAUGAUAAAUUCUGUGAAGAUUACGAUGAUGAUGAAGAAGAGGAUGAAGAUUUUGAAAUUGAUGAAUAUUAAAUCAAAAAUGGGAAAAAAAGAUAAGCAGUUCAAAAAAAGAAGCCCUCUAAUAAUAUUGAUAGCGUAUUAGAUGAAAUAAUAUAGCACCUAGAGCAGAUACUCUCAAAGAAAUAUUAAAAUAAAGCAAAUUUCUCAAAGGUUAUUGAAGAGAAUGAAUAAAUAAGAGUAGCUCUAUUUAAAAUUAGGUAAAAAAGAAUAGAUGAACUUUUAGAAAAGCAUGAUGAUCCUUAGCGUGAAUUGGUUUAUCUUUCCACUAUGAGUGCAGAAGACUGGAGAAAGGAAGUGGCCUAAAGCAUGAUUUAAGAUAUCCUUAAUUCUUAGAGGAAUCAGUCUGUCAGAAAAGAAAGCAUUUAAAAAAUGAUUCAUGAAAAAAUAUUAAGAAUUUAGAUGAGAAUUCUAGACAAGAAAGUAGAAAUUGAAGAUAGUUUUAUAGAUGCCAUAAAACACCUUUAUGCAAUUUGCAAAAACAAUAAAGAAUAUCAUUCACUGAUAGAAUGUAAUUACACACUAUUCUUAAUCUAUUCAUUCUUAAAGCUCUCAGAUGAUGCUUAAAAGUAGCUUUCACUUGCAGAAGAAAAGAGUAAUUUUGCAGACAAGUAUAUAAACACAUUAACCAGAAACAAGAUAAAAGAUUCCUCUGAUGAAAAUAUGAAUACAAUACGUUUUUAUGUAGAAGAAUAGCUUAAUGAGUUAAGAAACAAUAAUUAUGAUAUUAUUUAUUGA